AUGGGCCGCUCUACUAGGAGGGGUCCAUGGCUCCCCGACGAAGACGACACACUGGUUCAGCUGGUCCACAUCCAGGGACCAAAUAACUGGGUACGCAUUUCACAGCACAUGCAGCACCGAUCGCCUAAGCAGUGCCGGGAACGAUACCACCAGAAUCUGAAGCCCAGCCUCAAUCACGAGCCCAUUUCUGCUGACGAGGGCGAAUUGAUCGAGCAAUUGGUCCACGAGAUGGGCAAGCGUUGGGCUGAGAUUGCCCGAAGGUUGGGCAACCGCAGCGACAACGCCGUCAAAAACUGGUGGAACGGCAGCAUGAACCGUCGGAAGAGGAGCAACAUCCAGCAAGCGGCGUCCGCUCGUGGCGUGGGCUUGCGCCCGGAGUCUCUUUCUGCGACAGCACCUUCGCGUCCUCUAACGUUACUGCACGAGGAGCGACGACAAAACAGUCCCCCUCUCUCUGCUGGGUUUCGACCGCCGUAUCUUCACCGGCUACCCACGUCAGAGCCGGACCGCCCAGAGCAGGCCCGUCGCAGCCUUCCAGAUGCUCUUUCGUUGCCCAACCUCAACCAGCCUUUCACUGCGGCCGCGGCACUCCAGCCUUCACCAGAUCCUUUUGCGCAACGACCAUAUCACACACCUCAACCUUCCUCGGAUUUCCGCUUAGCGCCGCUUGAGUGGCGUAACAGAAGCCAGAGCGAAAAACUAGGCGAAUCCGUCGCGAUUUCGCCCGCCACUACCGAUUAUUCUCAUCAGCGCGCACCUUCGUUGGUUUCAGACCACCAGUCUCGAUGCUCUAUUUCACCCAGAACAGUCUCAUCGCCGCGUCCGAGUCUCCCAGCCCCCAUUCAGACUUCUCGGACAUUCUAUGAGCACCACCGGUGUCAAAGCUAUGUGUCUAUUGCGUCUGAUGGCAAGAUGUACUCUCAGGAUGAGGGCUAUGUGUCGGCUCUUCCGUCCUCAUCCAGCAUGGACGCUGGCCAGCGUCGCUUUCCAUUCGAUGCUCCUCUCAUAUCGAUCUACUCACCCGCCACGGAUAGGCGACCAGAUUUCCAACUGCCUCCACCGAAGCUCUCAUCACCCACUGAGCGGGACAGCCGCAUGAACGUUUCACGUCUACUUGAUUGA
Molecule: messenger RNA, 1122 nt
Organism: Cyphellophora europaea CBS 101466
Lineage: Eukaryota; Fungi; Ascomycota; Eurotiomycetes; Chaetothyriales; Cyphellophoraceae
Exons: 1
Coding region: 1-1122 (373 amino acids)
Biological process (GO): mitotic cell cycle; positive regulation of transcription by RNA polymerase II
Cellular component (GO): nucleus
Molecular function (GO): DNA-binding transcription factor activity, RNA polymerase II-specific; RNA polymerase II cis-regulatory region sequence-specific DNA binding
Source: RefSeq, a predicted model, not a curated record